Molecule: messenger RNA, 1710 nt
Organism: Saccharomycopsis crataegensis
Lineage: Eukaryota; Fungi; Ascomycota; Saccharomycetes; Ascoideales; Saccharomycopsidaceae
Exons: 1
Coding region: 1-1710 (569 amino acids)
Biological process (GO): post-translational protein targeting to membrane, translocation; SRP-dependent cotranslational protein targeting to membrane, translocation
Cellular component (GO): membrane; Sec61 translocon complex
Molecular function (GO): transmembrane protein transporter activity; signal sequence receptor activity; ribosome binding
Source: RefSeq, a predicted model, not a curated record
AUGCCCAUAAUUAACGUGCCCCACCAUCCAUCAACCUCAAUCUCCUCACCAACCAACCAAAAAUAUCACACUAUGGCUAAGUUUCGCUUAUUGGACCUUGUGAAGCCAUUCCAACAUGGACUUCCGGAAAUCGAAAACCCGGUGUCCAAGGCUCACUUGUCGUUCGACGAUAGAAUGCUUUAUUCCAUCGGGAUCGCGAUCUUCUUUGUGUUCUCUCAACUCCCAAUUUACAGUGUUACUUCUGUCAACUCCGACCCUUUCUACCAGUUCAGACCAUUGUUUGCUGCCGAACGUGGCACCUUGGACGAAUUUGGGUUAUUACCAAUUAUUACUGCCGGGUUCUUCUGGCAGUUCUUAUCAGGAUUUAGACUCAUCAAUGUUAAUUUCAACGUGAAGUCCGAUAGAGGAUACUUCCAAAGUUUGCAAAAGUUGACUGCCAUCUUCUUGGGUGGGGUCUAUGCUUUUGCUUUGGUGUUCUUGACUGACUAUUACAACCCAACCUCUAAGUUUGCCGGUGCUAUUGAUUACAACAUCAGCAGCACCACCGCCGACGCAGUUGUUAACGUUUCUUCUAACAUUGGUGAAAAAUUCUUAAUCUGGUUCCAAUUGUUUGUUUACAACUUUUUGUUGACCAUGAUUGUGGAAAUUCUCGAUAAGGAUUACGGUUUCACUUCCGGGUCCUUAUUUUUGAUCGGGGCUAAUGUCAGCGUCACCUUCAUGACCGGUGUCAUCGACUUCACUACUAUUAAGACUGGUAAGGGUUACGAAUACAGAGGUGUUUUCAUUCAAUUGUUUAUCAUCGUCAAAAACGCCUUUGGCAGUUUAUUUUCUAGCUCUAGCAAGUCCAACUUCUUUUACGAAAUUGUCCAUUUGUUCAACAGAUCAUCUUUGGUUAACUUGAAGCAAGUUUUGUUUGGCGUCAUUGCUGCUACUUUGCUUUUCUACUUGCAAGCCUUCCACCAAGCUGUCCCAAUCAAAUCCAAGCAAAUCAAGACUCAAGCUCAAUCUUACCCAGUCAAGUUGUUCUUCAACGGUGCUUUGCCAAUAAUAUUUGCCUAUUCCGUGUUGUUCAACUUGAAGAUCUUUAGUUAUGUUUCUUAUAAGUUCUUGAACUUCACCACCUUGGGUAGCUCUUUGAUCGCUAUUGUUAUUGCUCAAUUUGAAUCUUCUUCCAGCUUGGUCCAAUCCAUAAUAAAGUUGAUUGUCGGUGAAUUUUCCUCAGACUCUUUCAACCCAACAUUCUCUAAAGCUUACCAAACCUCUGGUAUUGCUUCUUAUUUCCAGGCACCAACUUCCUUCACUGGUGCUAUCUUGAACCCAAUCAACACUGUUGUUUACAGCGCCUCUUUAGCUGGUUUGAUCAUGUUUUUUGCUCUUUCUUGGACUAAGAUGUCUGGUUCUUCAGGUAAGGACGUUGCUGACUUCUUCAGCAAACAAAACAUCACCAUUUUGGGUAAGAGAGAUGCUAACGUUGCCCAUUAUUUCAAUAAGAUCAUCAACAAUGCCUGCAUUUCUGGUGGUUUGAUUUUGGCUGCCCUUGCUGUCAUCUUUGACUUUUUGGGAUGCCAAGGUUUGCCAACUGCUCUUGUUGUCUCUAUUUUGAUCAUCUUCAACUUUUUGGAAUCUUUCUUCACCGAAUUGCAGCAGUCUGGUGGUAGCAGUUUGUACAACACUGCUUUUGGUGGUCAAGACAAACUUUUUGGACAAUAA